GGGAAGCACAAACUGCACGUAAACACAGGACUGGAAGGUGAAUGGUGUGGCCUCAUUCCUAUUGGAAACACUUGUGACAACAUAACCACGACUGGCCUCAAGUGGAAUCUCACUAACCAGCUGCUAAAGUUUGGAACGCUCGUCAGCACUUCAAAUGCAUACGACAACUCGGGAAUCGUGACCAUCGAAACUGACAAGCCUUUGCUGUGGACAAUGGCAGUCAAAAGUGAGCCAAAUGCUUAUAAUUAAGCAAAUGCCACAUUUUUCAUUUGAUCAAAGACUACAUUUUUUGGAAAACUGCACUCAUCUGCAGGCACGGAAGGAUUAUUCUUGAAGGGGUAGAUUCUACUUAAAAGCAAGAUUUGGGGGUUUAGAGGGGGAAAGACUGAAAGAUCUUCAAGACAUCAAACCAAGGGUAGUAACAGUUCCACAUAUGUAUUUAUAGUACAUGAGCACCUACUAAACCAGCAUAGUCAAUAUGCAGUAAUAGGCAUUUAAGAUUGCUCAACUCUUUACUCUUUGUAAUUUUCCUAUAUUGAUUACUACUAAUGUAAGUUGUCUGGAAACAGCAGUUUCAAAAGUCACUGUGGUCAGCAGUGAAAUAGUAAUUUAAUAGUUAAAAUAUUCUACCGAGAUAUUUUAUUUGUGGCUUUGAUUCACAUUUUAAUAGUGCCAUACAAAUAUUUACUAUUGUACUUUUAUAGGAGUGAAACUUUACAGUGUGGCAGUGACCAGUUGAUUUUGUGCCUUAUUGUUUAGGAACUUAGGCUGCUUGCAGAUGUUUAAAAAAAACAAACAAACAACCAACCACCCAACUUCCCUCCCCCAAAAAAGGCAUUUCAUUUUAAGCUUGGUGCACUCCCACACUGAGCCCAGCACAUGCCCAGAAGAGGCAUUAGUUGGACCCAGCUUGCCCAAUAUGUGUAUAGCUCGGGUGCUUUGGUGGGGCCUUUUUUGGUGCUUUUAUCUAAUAGCUAGUUGACUCCACCUUAGAUGAAACGCCAAAAAGCCCUGCUGAAGCACCCAAUCUAUACAGACACUGUGGAGCUGGGUCAGUGUGUGCAUUAGUUACUCCAGUUAAAGCGUUUUUGUUUUUAAACGUUUGCAAGCAGCCUUAGAAGCUAAUUGCAGAUUUUAAAGAACAGCAAUAAUUCUAAUACCUGCUACAGCUGAAAUUAGUUUAGAAAUAUGCAUUCAUUUCACUAUUUCUUUAGGUGUCAAUGCUGGUAUUAAAAUGAAUUACUACUUCCCAGUAUUGAGUACUAUUAAGAAUUUAAUAGAAGGUUAAUAUUCCAUAAUGGUGCUAGUAAUAAAAAAGAUUGGUCUAAUUCUCAGAAAUACAUUAAUGUAGAUUGUCAUUAUUCCUCUGAAGAAAAAUUAAUUCAAUGUUUUUAAAACCAAAUAAUUUUUUUAACUAAGUCGUUUUUAGUUAUUUUUUUAAAGUGGGUUUGGAGACACUGACUGACCAACUAUUUCAUUUGCUUAUGUAAAUUAGUGCAGAAAUGCAUAACAGUCAUUUAAAAGGUGAACAAUAUAUUUUAAACCUGCAUUUGAAAAUUGCAAAGCAAAUUUAGUUGGUGGAAAGUUGCGCCCUCUUACAGAUUCAGUAUAAAGCCUAUGGCAUUAGAAUCCAAAUCUGAAGUGCCUUCACAUAAAUUAUAAUCUGUAAAAUACAUAUUUAUUUUUGUUUAAAGGGACAAGUAGAAUUUCAGAUAAAUAAUCCAUUUAUUAUCACAUUAAUCUAAAUUAAAGAUUAAAAAGUCUUUCACUUUGCUUUGUACUAGUGGCAGCACAUAACAUAGGCAAAUUCCUACUUGUGGAUUUUUUUUAUUCCAAGUUUCAGGAGUUGUAAUAUAGGAAAAACAAUGAAAGUUACCUAAUUUGUUUAAGUGAACCCAAGUAGAGCAGGAUAAAAACCUAAAAAUGUAGUAGAACACCACCAUGCUCUUGGUGGGCCAAGAGCAGUGUUAUGUAAAGCUAUGUUGUACUGCUAAAAGGAAAAAGCCAAGAAAGCCCAUUCAGACUUAUUCACUCAACUUGGGGCAUAGCAAUGAUGUACUGUAGUAAAAAGAGAUAAAAGUACAGUGCUUCUGAAGCAAGAACAAAUAAGAUAUCAAGCUUUUUUUAAAAUCCAAAAUAGGGGUUUAUUGUAUUAAAUAGCAGAUACAGAUACGUGGAACAUGUGUAAGCAAAAAAAAAAAAAAAAAGCCCCUAACUCUUCCCCUCCCACUAUCCAUCAGGCUCCAGCUUCAGUUGACUGGUCUUCCCAGUAAGUGUUCAGCCAC
Molecule: messenger RNA, 2285 nt
Organism: Alligator sinensis (Chinese alligator)
Lineage: Eukaryota; Metazoa; Chordata; Crocodylia; Alligatoridae
Product: thiamin pyrophosphokinase 1-like
Exons: 2
Biological process (GO): thiamine diphosphate biosynthetic process
Molecular function (GO): thiamine binding; thiamine diphosphokinase activity
Source: RefSeq, a predicted model, not a curated record